AUGGAGGUGAAGCAAGUCCUUCGCAUGAAUGGGGGAGAGGGAAAAACAAGCUAUGCAACCCACUCGCAACAUCAAAGAAUGGUGGCAUCUAUGGUCAAGCCCAUAGUUGAAGAGAGCAUUGAGGAGCUUUACCAGACCUUAUUCCCCGAGUGCUUGAAGAUUGCAGAUUUGGGAUGCUCAUUAGGACCCAACACCCUUCUAUUUGUAUCAGAAAUCAUAGAAAUUCUUAGCACUGCAUCCCAGAAGUUGAACUCACCGUUACCUUCAUUGCAAGCAUUCCUAAAUGAUCUCCCCGGCAAUGACUUCAACACAAUUUUCAGGUCACUGCAGAGCUUCUAUAGGAAAUUGGAGACUGAGAAGGGAAACACCUUUGAAAAUUGCUUCAUAUCUGGAGUGCCUGGAUCUUUCUAUGGGAGGCUCUUCCCUUGCAAUUCCCUUCACUUUGUUCAUUCUUCUUAUGCUAUUAUGUGGCUCUCCGAGGUACCAAAAGGGUUAGUGAGUCAGACAGGAGAAGCACUCAACAAAGGAAACAUUUGCAUUGCAAAGACAAGCCCUCCUGCUGUGUUUAAAGCAUAUUUGGACCAAUUUGAAAGGGAUUUCACACUUUUUCUAAAGUCUCGAGCGGAAGAAUUAGUUGCUGGUGGUUGUAUGGUCCUCACAACCAUGGGUAGCAUCAAAAGCGAUGAUCCUCUUUCCAUUUGGGAAGUCGUUGGUCUAAAACUCAAUGACAUGGUCUUGGAGGGCAUGAUUGAAGAGUCAAAACUGGACAACUUCAAUUUGCCAUACUAUGCAGCUACUAUGGAGGAAGUAAAGAAGGUAAUCGAGGCCGAAGGAUCUUUUACUUUGCAGAAACUUGAAGCUUUCAAAGUGGAUUGGGACACCUACAUAAAGAAGGCUAACAAGGGCCUUGAUAAGCAAGCAAGGGAAGCCAUACUUGCCAGUGACAUUAGGGCCGUGGGUGAGCCCAUUUUGGCAAGCCAUUUUGGGGAAGCAUCCAUGGAGGACUUGUUCCGUAGGUUUAAAGAGGUUGUGCUUGAUCACAUGGAGAAGGAGAAAUGUGUGUACUUUAAUUUGGUUAUCUCCUUGAAAAAGAAGGGUUGA
Quercus lobata is the source of this 1101-nucleotide messenger RNA. RefSeq names its product 7-methylxanthosine synthase 1-like. The record is from RefSeq and is a predicted model, not a curated record. Gene Ontology annotation, molecular function: methyltransferase activity. Bases 1 to 1101 code for a protein of 366 amino acids. The transcript has 4 exons. Lineage: Eukaryota; Viridiplantae; Streptophyta; Magnoliopsida; Fagales; Fagaceae.